Abrus precatorius (Indian licorice) is the source of this 3943-nucleotide messenger RNA. RefSeq lists its product as uncharacterized. Bases 251 to 3688 code for a protein of 1145 amino acids. NCBI's taxonomy places the organism in Eukaryota, Viridiplantae, Streptophyta, Magnoliopsida, Fabales, Fabaceae. The transcript has 5 exons. The record is from RefSeq and is a predicted model, not a curated record. Gene Ontology annotation, biological process: DNA-templated transcription. Gene Ontology annotation, cellular component: nucleus.
AAUGCAACGAUGCGUUUAAGGAUAAACUUUAGAAGAAUCAAGAACGUUGAGAUGCGGCUAAUAUUGGGUGAGUUGUUCAUUUCUCUCGCUAUCGUUAUCGUCUUCUUCCAUUCUCCGUCGAACAUCGUCUUAGGGUUUGCACUGACGCACUCUGCUUUCAGCGGCGCACACACAUAGCAGCUUCCAUUCACUUUCGCGGUGUCAAGGUGUUUUUGUUUGUGUUAUUCAUGGUUAGUGAUACUGGUCUGGAAUGUCCAACAAUCUGGUUUCGGAGCCGAUGCCGAGUAUGCCAAUGGCUCGGUUGCAGCCUGUUUUGAGCAAGGUUGAUUCAUCGGGGAGACAGAUGGAAAUGGGGCUCUUGGGUCCUGUAGCUAGUGAUCUUGUGUCACAGCCACAGGCGACCUCAAAUGUUGGAUUACCCCAUUCGAGUAUGCAAAGUGGGCGGAUAGAAGCACAAGCAGGUAAUCCAGGAAUGCAUCAGUUUCUUUUGCCUAACAGACAGUCCGUGCAAAUGGGGACUCUUCCGAAUAGCACGGGGUCACACCAACAGCCAAUGACUCCAAAGCGCAAAGCACCGAUGGAAUUAUCAUCUAGUAGUUCCAUGACGUCAAGCAAGCGGGCUGCGCAAAUGGGAAAUAGACCUUGGUUGCAGCAAGUACCUAAUGCGUCAAAUAGAGGUUCUCCGCAGAUGCAAUCCCCAUCAAAUGCCUCCAGGACACAGCACUCGGCAGCUUCUAGUAAGAGAAAAACACAGAUGGAUAACACUUCCGGUAAAUCUGGGACUUCUCGGUCCUUGAAUUCCAAAAGUCAGAAUACACAGAUGAAACAAUCCUCCAAGGUUCAAACUGAACCAUCUGAAAGUGUUAGGUCCAAGAUGAGAGAGUCACUAGCUGCUGCUCUAGCCUUAGUUUCUCAGCAAGGUAAAUCUCAGGUCCCUAACAAUAACACGUCGAAUGAUGCUGCCAGUACUCAGAGUAAAGUAAAGAACAGUUCUCAGUGCACUCAGCCAGCAUCUGCAUCCAUUGAUACUUCUUUGGAGCAAAAGCAAGAUGUUUCUCAAUCUGUUAAUUCCUCUUUUGCUGCGGGUGAGUCAGUUGACCACGUUGCAGGAGAGCAGAGACAGAGUACAUUUAAUGAAGAUUUUUUGGAUAAAUGCAAGGAUUAUGAAGUGGGAUCCACUAAUGUAUCAAACAAUGAAAAUAUACUGAGUUCUAUGCAAGCCUUGGACUGUGAUAAGCAAGACUUCCAGUCAAGUUACACUUUGACGACUGAUGAUGUUCCUUUCAGUGACAGUUUCUUUAUGAAAGAUGAACUUUUGCAGGGAAAUGGUCUUUCCUGGGUGUUAUCUGAUAUGGUGGAUGUGGGAAAUCAAAGGGAAAGUGAAACUAAUAUAGAGCAGAGGUCAGAACCUCAGGAAACAGGUGGAGUUUGUAGGGAGGAGGUCCCUUUGCAUGAACUUUUAGCAUCAAGGAUAGAAGCAGAACUCUUCAAACUAUUUGGAGGUGUGAAUAAGAAGUACAAAGAGAAGGGGAGGUCUCUUUUAUUCAAUUUGAAAGAUCGCAAUAAUCCUGAACUUAGAGAAAGGGUUAUGUUUGGUGAAAUUCCCCCGGAACAAUUAUGCUCCAUGACUGCCGAGGAACUUGCUUCAAAGGAGCUCUCUCAGUGGCGGAUAGCCAAGGCUGAGGAGCUUGCUCAAAUGGUGGUUUUACCUGAUUCAGAUGUUGAUAUCAGACGUUUGGUCAAGAAAACACAUAAAGGUGAGUUUCAAGUGGAAGUUGAACAUGAAGACAAUCUCUCAGUGGAGGAAGUUUCAGCUGGCACAACCUCAAUUGCUCGAAGCCAAACUACAAAAAAGGAUGUAGAAAGCACUUCUCCUUCCAAAUCAGAUGUGAUCAAAGGUGAUGCGAAUACUGAUGCUGAGAAGAGCAAGUCAGAGAAGGAUAAUACAUUUUCCAUUACCAUUUCUUCCAAUGAUGGUACUGAUCCCAUGCAAGGGCUUAUGACAGAUGAUGCAUUGAAGGACCCUGACUUUCUUCCGCCAAUUGUCUCUCUUGAUGAAUUCAUGGAAUCCCUUCAUUCUGAGCCACCAUUUGAAAAUUUACCAGUGGAAUCUGGAAAAGUGGCACAUUCGUCCGACAAGGAUGAUUCUGGGGCUGGAUCUAAAUCAAGAUCUUCUGCUUUUAGUUUAAGUGCGCAAGCUGAUGUCACUCCUGAUAAGAAGUCUGAGAAGCUUCAAAGCACAUCAGGUUCUGAAGAGGGAAAAAAGUUAAAUGCAGAAUCUGGGGCCAUUUCUUCUAAUGCAAGAUACAGUGAUAGUCAAACUGACGUGAAGCUGACAGAUGGUCGUACCAAGGAAAGGUCAACUAAUGAUGUGAAGUCAUCUACUUCCAGUGAUGCUGAGUUGAAAGCCAGUCUGUUUCAUUUGGAAGAGAGAAAUCGCAAUAAUAUGUAUUUGAAAGCUACACUCCCCUCUAAGGGUGAAUGCCUCUGGGAUGGAAUGCUUCAACUGAAUAUCUCUACCACUCAUUCAGUCAUAAGCAUCUUUAAGAGUGGUGAGAAAACUUAUGCUAACGACUGGUCUGGCUUUCUCGAGGUCAAGGGAAGGGUUCGACUUGAUGCAUUCGAGAAAUUUCUGCAGGAUCUUCGUCUGUCAAGAAGUCGUGCAAUCAUGGUUUCACAUUUUGUUUCCAAAGGGUCAUCCCCCGAGGAGGAAUCGACUCUCCGUGAGGUGGCUGACUCGUACAUUUUGGACGAGAGAGUAGGAUUUGCUGAGCCUGCGCACGGAGUUGAACUUUACUUUUGCCCACCUCAUAAGAAAACAGUUGAAAUGCUCAGCAACAUACUUCCAAAAGAACAAAUUGAAGCAGUUAAUUCUAUCGAUAAUGGCCUAAUUGGUAUUAUUGUAUGGAGAAAAACUAAUUUAACUUCGACUAUAUCACCCACCACUUCAUCACACCACAAACAUGGCUCUAAAAGACAACACUUUAGUAGGAGACAGCAAGAUAUAAAUGUGAAUGCCAAUUCCACCCACAAAGCAGUGCCCUCUACGGGCUUUAAGACCCCCGAGACUGGACCCCCAUGUGAUGAUGAUGAUGAUGAUAUUCCUCCCGGAUUUGGGCCACCGGCGGCCCGAGUUGAGGAUGACCUACCGGAGUUCAAUUUCUCCGGCAGUUCAAAUCCAUCACAGUUGGUCCAAAAACCCAUGGGACCAGGUAUGGUCCCAUUACACUCGGUUAACCAAGCCCCGUCACGCCCUGUAGAACAAAUGAGGGAACUUGUACACAAAUAUGGGCAAAACAAACCAAAUGUAUCUUCAGUUAAUUGGCAGGAUAAAUUUGGGGGAACAAUUCAACCCUGGAAUGAUGAUGAUGAUGAUAUACCUGAAUGGCAGCCCCAAACCUCGCAGAAUCAGUUUCCUCCCCAACAACAGACAACGAUGCACAACUUUCAUCUUCGACCUCACAUCUUGAAUCAAUCAUUUGCGGGUUCACCACAGCAGUCGAUUAUCACAACACAAUAUCUGCAACCCCCUAUGAAUGUGACACAUGGCCAACGAAAUUUUGGCCCCCAGUGGGUUUCUUCUACCCAGGGUAGCAGAAACCUGCGGCCAAGCGGUGUACAACCCCAUGGAACUUCUUCGCAAGGCACCACCUGGCCUCAACAUGUGUCUAGAAGUAGGGGCUAUUAGUUUCUUUUAGUAUAAAAUUUAGGGCCCUUUUUAAUUAAUUUUUUGAUGUCUUAACAGCUGUAGCGUGUAAGCUCAUUAUAAAGUUUCAAGCUAUUUCUUUAUGUAGCGCCAAUACCGCCUAGUUUAGACGAAUUACUGUUUUUCUCCUGUGUUAGUUUGCCGACAGUAGAUGUUCCGCCGAAUAAAUAUGAGGGACAACAUUUUUGCUUGCUUUAGGUUUUGCGAUGGUUUUCUCAAUUUUCAUGGUGCUUUCGU